AUGGCAACCCGACGCAAGCCUCUGUUUGAGAGCAACGGCUUCGAGCCCCUCACCAGCACCAUGCCCGGCAGCACCAUCCGCCCACCCACGUCGUCGUCGCGACGCUCGCCCUUUCUGCCCACGCGCCUCGAGCUGCAGCUCGUCGCCAUCUACCCGACAACGCUGCUUCUCGGCAGCAUCUUCAGCACCCUCUCGCCCGCCAGCCGCAGCGCCCCCUACUCGGCUGUCCUGCAAUCGCACCCGCCUGAAGUGGCACCGAGCUACUUCGCCCAGAAGAAGAACGUCUUCAACGUCUACUUUGUCAAGGUGGGCUGGUUCUGGGCAACGCUGGCCUUUGCUGUCUUUGUGCUGUUCCAUCCUGGAUUCGGCAAGGGCGUGUCGGCGAGGCGGGUCCAAGCCGUGUUGCGCUACGUCACGGUGACGACGUGGUGGGUGUUUGUCACGCAGUGGUUCUUCGGCCCGCCGCUGGUCGAUCGCGGCUUCCGCUUCACAGGUGGACAAUGCGAGCUGCUCAGGGACCCCGGCGCGCGUCAGGACAUGAGCGACACGCGAGAGUUCAUCACGGGCGCGACGUGUAAGGCUGUGGGCGGUGUAUGGAAGGGCGGUCACGACAUCUCAGGGCAUGUCUUCCUUCUCAUCAUGGGAAGCUCGCUGUUGUGGCUGGAGUUCUUGCCCGCUCUCACACGUGUCGAGGGUCUCCGCGAUGGCCGCCUGAUCACGCUGGCGGAUGGCAAGGUCGCGAGUGUGACUGUUGAAAAGGAGCUUGUGAAGACGGAGGACGAGGCGACAGCGCAGGGUGUCAAGUUCGCACUCGGUGUUGCCGCCCUCAUGUGGUGGAUGCUGCUCAUGACGGCUGCCUACUUCCACACAUGGUUCGAGAAAUUCACAGGGCUGCUGGUAGCCUUCGCAGGGCUCUGGACCGUGUACUUUCUGCCGAGGGGUGUGCCGCAGGUCAGGGCUUGGUUGGGCAUGCCUGGCGUAUGA
Messenger RNA from Dothidotthia symphoricarpi CBS 119687, 984 nucleotides. RefSeq lists its product as uncharacterized. Gene Ontology annotation, cellular component: endoplasmic reticulum membrane. Bases 1 to 984 code for a protein of 327 amino acids. Gene Ontology annotation, biological process: phospholipid biosynthetic process; lipid storage; lipid droplet organization. The transcript has a single exon. Lineage: Eukaryota; Fungi; Ascomycota; Dothideomycetes; Pleosporales; Dothidotthiaceae. The record is from RefSeq and is a predicted model, not a curated record.